Molecule: messenger RNA, 2054 nt
Organism: Tripterygium wilfordii
Lineage: Eukaryota; Viridiplantae; Streptophyta; Magnoliopsida; Celastrales; Celastraceae
Product: protein MOS2-like
Exons: 3
Coding region: 34-1434 (466 amino acids)
Biological process (GO): mRNA splicing, via spliceosome
Cellular component (GO): spliceosomal complex
Molecular function (GO): nucleic acid binding
Source: RefSeq, a predicted model, not a curated record
CGAGGUUUCCUCGUCUUUCUCUGCAUCGACGACAUGAAACUCUCCUUCUCUCUGCCCUCUAAGCCCUCCUCGAAAUCUACCCCGAAACCUUCGCAGACCUUCAACGAUGAAGACCGACAAGAAGACAAUUCUACCAAACAAUUCGUCACAGAAUUCGACCCGUCUAAAUCCCUAAUUGAUUCUAAGCCACACCAUGUCAUUCCUCCCAAGGAGAACGAAUGGAAACCUUUCAAGCGCAUGAAGAAUCUCCGCAAUUUACCCGUCAUCCAAUCCGACGGUUCUAGGGAGCUCCAAUUCGAGACUGAAUCGCUCUCCGUGGAUCUCGGCGAUGGCAAGGUAUCAUAUGGUUUGAAUCUCCGGCAAUCAACGAAAACCGAUGCGUCGGCGGAUGAAGCUAGCAAAACGCACGAAUCUGGUGGUAAUGAUGGCGGACGGCCACGGACGGUGGAUAAUAUUUUGCUGGAUAAAUUGAAGGAUGACUUGGAGAGGUUGCCAGAACAUCUAGGGUUAGAGGAGUUUACAGACAUGCCGGUGGAGGGUUUCGGUGCCGCGUUGCUUGCUGGAUAUGGCUGGCGUGAAGGGAGAGGGAUUGGCAAGAACACCAAAGAAGACGUCAAGGUGAAGCAGAUCAGUAAACGAACUAGUAAGGAAGGGGUUGGCUUUGUUGCACCUUCGCAUGACAAAGAGAAGGAGACAGAGAGAGAUACGAAGAAGAAAGACAAAGAUAAAGGUGGGUUUAAUGUGGGUAAGGAUGUGAGGGUGAUUGCAGGUAGAGAUGUGGGCUCUAAGGGAAGGAUUUUGGAGAAAUUGAGUGCUGAUUUGGUGGUUCUGAGGCUUUCGAGGAGUGAAGAGGAAGUAAGAGUUCGUGUUAAUGACAUAGCUGAUUUGGGUUCUAAGGAGGAAGAGAGAUGCUUGAGGAAAUUGAAGGAAGAGAAGAUUGAAAACAGCAAUAGAGAAUCAUCAAAACAUAGAGGAAGUGAGAAACGAGCCAGUAAACGUAGCAGGGAACAUGGAAACCAAAAGAGAGGAGGAGAAGAAGUGAAAAUUGAGCGUAGAGAGCGAGGAGGUUCAUGGCUUACCAGCCACAUUAGAGUUAGGAUUAUAAGCAAGGACUUGAAUGGGGGAAGAUUGUAUUUGAAGAAAGGUGAGGUGGUAGAUGUAGUUGGGCCAUAUAUGUGUGAUAUAACCAUGGAUGAGAGCAAGGAGUUGGUUCAAGGUGUGGACCAGGAGUUUCUUGAGACUGCCCUGCCAAGGCGCGGAGGUCAUGUCCUUGUUUUAUCUGGGAAGCACAAGGGUGUUUAUGGAAGUUUGGUGGAGAGGGAUUUGGACCAGGAAACUGGUGUGGUUCGCGAUGCAGAUACCCAUGAUUUGCUAAAUGUGCACCUCGAACAAAUUGCAGAGUAUAUUGGGGAUCCAAGUCUUCUUGGUUAUUGAUUUCCUUGUGGACACCAUGGUGAUGGUUACUGAUGAUUGCUUGCCCUGUCUUGUAAUGGAUAGUCUCAUGGGGUGCAACUUAGAUGUCACAAAUUCAAUUCCUGGAAUAGUCUCGCUACAUAUUAUGUGUGCAAGGAUAUGGAUCUAGUUAAUUCAUGGGGUACUGAAGGUGCUUCUAUGUUGUGUGGACAGUUAUCUCCUUUGAACGCAACCAAGCACAGUUACGGAGUAAGCUCUUUUUCUUCUUCUUUUGGCAUCAAUCUUGGUGCUACAAUGGGGUGUUCAGCCCAAUGAUUUAGUGUCAUUGAAUCCAGGUCCUUCCAUGAUCGUAGCCAAUGUACUGCUGAAGGUAAUUGCAGGUCUUUUGGUUUGCUGCAGGGGUUUGUUUCCAUAUAACUGUUUGUCGCUUGUUGCUCAUUAUAUAAGAGGAGAAAUGAUUCCAUUUUAUAGCGACCGUAUUGAUUGAGGAACCAAGCAUGCCCAGGAGCUUCAUGGGUCAAGAGGGGAUUUCAUAGUCCGAAGGACCACUGAAACUGCACAACCACCCUUAGACUUGAGAAGCAGCUUGAAUUUGCAUCUGUGCAACUGAUCAAAACUUUAUGCAAGUCAGUUUUUUUUGC